This is a messenger RNA of Vollenhovia emeryi, 4275 nucleotides long. It is a transcript of the gene alpha-Catr, whose product is annotated as alpha-catulin. NCBI's taxonomy places the organism in Eukaryota, Metazoa, Arthropoda, Insecta, Hymenoptera, Formicidae. Gene Ontology annotation, biological process: Rho protein signal transduction; cell adhesion. Gene Ontology annotation, molecular function: actin filament binding; cadherin binding. The transcript is spliced from 10 exons. The record is from RefSeq and is a predicted model, not a curated record. The coding region runs from base 1642 to 3852 and encodes 736 amino acids.
ACAGCCGCACUCGUCGUUCCCCGUGGAUCCUGCCACCGAGCCGCUGCUUCCGAGUCCAGUCUUCCCCUAGGCACUCGGCAGGCCGGUACCUGUUUCUCGAAGCCGACACACGCGCUCCGUCGUUCUCGCGCGCGCACAUACACGAGCAUACACCCCUUGCGUACGUCACUCGCCCUCGUAUAUAGACACAUAUAUGCUCCUCUCACGGUUCAGCCACUCACCCUUGCGAAACGGCGUCGCGUACUCGCGUACGGACACGUGUGCCUAAGUGUGCGCACACGUACAAGUGAUACGUGCAUACAGAUACCCAUUUUUCCUCAAAUCCCACAUACACACGCACGCGCGCACACCAUACACACACACACACAGAUACACCACACGUACACUCGCUCGCACACGUACACGUACACACAUACACACAAGUCGCAUCAGCAGUCGCGUAAUCAACGCGAUACGUGCCGCGGUGUGUGCACGCGAGCUAGAAGGCAACGAAAGUCGGGGGAAAGAGCGCCGAAAACCGCGGGUUUAGGUGGUGCAUACGCACAUCAGCGUGGCUCACAUGUCGCCCGCCCACACUGUGUACGCGCGCACGCGAGACAUCAACGAGUCAUGCACCCUUAACGAGCGGUCGCCGUCAUCGUUGACCGUCGAUCACGCGUGCCGAUCCGCGUGGGUGCGGAUCCCUCGCGCAGCCUAAACGAUCGCCGUCGUCCGCCCGAUCGCCCGAAGGGCCCUUCGAUUCGCCGUGGAUACACCUUCGCGUGGAAAGAUCGGCCCGAUCACACGAACGGAGGGGGGGAUAACGAUUAUUGGGACACGCUCCGGGUCCCGGAGCGCCACUUGGAGGAGUAAACUUUCGAGACGCCGAGGUGUCUUCGGGCGAAGUAACCCCGUAGCGUCGAAACAGCGCGUCAACGAGAUCGUUUCAACGAGAGGACGAAACCAGAGCCUAAGAGAGAAGGAUCGCGAGGAUCAGCAACAAUCCACUUUGCCGUCAACGGGUCAUGCACCUCGGUCGAGAGGGUGACGACGAACUUGCGAGAGCGAGCUCGGUUCGACACGGCGACCUCGCUUGCCGUGGCCUGGAGACAAGUUCUGGACCUGUAGUAGCAGCCUAAAUAACCAGUGAUCUUCCUACGAAUAUAUAGACAGAGAGAGAGAUAUAUAUAUAUACAUUAAUACAUAUUGCACAUACUUGACCGUCGCACGCGCGUCUAUUUUUGUUGUCACCAUCGCGCGCCGCGCAAGAAAGCGGUUUGAAGAACGAAGAGAUAUCGAAGAGUUCCAAAAUAUCACUUGUUAACGAACACGAGAUCACCUGCACCGAGGAAGAGAGCGAGAGAGAGAGAGAGAGGGAGAGAAAAGUAAUAUUUCUAUACACAUAAGAAAAGAGCGUACAUAUCUUAACGACGUUGACGAUUCAUAGUAUAUUUUGGUCAUACGGAAAGCCGGAACGAAAAGUCAAUGGAGAGGAGCGGAGAGGAGAUGAAGAUAUAACCGACAAAACAAUCGUGACAGGCACAAUAAUAAACGACCUUAAAAACAGCAUCUAGCAUAAUUAUCGGUAGAUUAAACAAAAAUUCUAGUGCGAUAAGACUAUAGAGACGGGGUCCCGGUGGGUUCGUACCGUUAAAAUUUUGUAUGCCGGCGGUGUAUUAUCGACGAGGAAGCAUGUACGAGGGUGGCAUGGCUGGUGAACGACAGAUCUCCACGUUAAUCUCACACAGAGAACGACCGCUAUGCUCGGAUCGGAGUUUGCGAGCGGUCGCCAGAGUCGGCCAAGCGGUAAAUUUGGCGGUCGAGAGAUUCGUGACCGUUGGCGAAACCAUCGCAGACGACAAUCCGGAGAUCAAGCAAGACAUGUACGAGGCAUGCAAGGAGGCGAGAGUUGCGGGCUCAGCAAUCGAGAAAUUAUGCGAAUGUGCCUUGGAAGACAGCUUGGCUGACCGAGGCUCCGUCGUAAGAGCUGCGAGAUGUCUUCUAGGCUCAGUGACGAAAGUCCUCCUCCUGGCAGACAUCGUCGUGGUCAAUCAGUUGCUUCACGCCAAGGAUAAGGUCGCCCGCAGUCUUGGGCGCCUCGAAAGUGUCUCGAAUUUCACGGAAUUCGUCAAGGCGUUCAGCCAAUUUGGAGGGGAGAUGGUCGAGUUGGCGCAUUUAACGGGCGAUCGUCAGAACGAUCUCAAAGAUGAGAGGCGACGCGCGCAGAUGGCAGCGGCUCGACAAGUGCUAGAGAGGAGCACCAUGAUGCUGCUCACGUCCAGCAAGACAUGUCUAAGGCAUCCCGAAUGUCCAUCCGCUAAGGAGAACAGAGACACCGUUUUUUGCCAAAUGAGAAGAGCGAUGGACCUGAUACAUUACGUUGUCAAGGAUGGGGUGUUAGACUGCAGCGAAUCUCAGUCCUACUCGAAUUCACAGAGUCCGCAGCAGGAAGACUGGGAUAGCAGUACCGUUUGCUCAGCUUUGAAACACUUCGAAAGGCUCGUCGAGACAACGAGGAUGACCCUGCUGGGACCGGGCUGUCGCGAAACACUUACAUCGGCGCUCGAGACAGUGGUCGAAAGGACGCAAGACUUCACCGACAGCGCUUAUACGAGUCACGAACACAGGGAAAAUAUCCUCCUGCUUUGCGAUCGCGCGAAACUCGAGCUCAAUACACUCUUGCGGAUCGGCAAUAGUAUGAAUUACGAGGGCGGCGGAGGUUCACCCAGCUCGGAGAUGGAACAGGCGGUAAUGGGUGUGCUACGCGCGACCAGGGACCUUCGCCAGCAACUCAGCGCGACGACGAUGGAGCAGGCCGGCGAUCUUGGCCAAGUGACAAAAGCCGGCCAGGAACUCGUGUCAACGAUCAGAAAUCUCGCGUUGGCCAAUGACAUCGACCGUCUGCAGGAGAGCAGCGACAGGUUCCACGAGUAUAUCGAACACAUUCUCGAAGUAUGCAAACUUCUAAGACAUGUUGCGCUCUCGGAGUCGUUGCAAGUGUCGGCCAAGUUCACGGAGAUCAAUUUAAGAAUAUAUGGUCCUCAGGUCGUAACGGCCGCGCACACGCUAGCUAGGCAUCCCACCAGUAAGAUAGCCAAAGAAAAUCUUGAAGUAUUUGCUGACAUGUGGCAGUGGCUCAUGACUGACGUGACGACAGUAGCGAAAGAUGUUUUGGAACUCAGUCAAAACCGGCCAGAGAAGCAGGUUUACAUGUCUUUGCCGCGGCCAGGGAAACACGGCACGACGAGCAAGCCGCUAAAACCAGUGCGACUGGACAGCGAGGAGCAGGCGAAGAUCGCCAAGGCGGGUCUCGAGAUGAAGUUGAUCACUUCGGAGAUGGAUGCCGAGACGGAAAAGUGGCAGGAGAGCGGGAGCGCUCUGGAGGAGAACAACGACAUUGUGAAGCGGGCGAAGAACAUGUCGUCGAUGGCGUUCUCGAUGUACCAAUUCACGCGGGGCGAAGGCGCCCUGAAAACUACCCAGGAUCUGUUCACCCAAGCUGAGUAUUUCGCCGAGGAGGCAAACAGAUUGUACAAGGUUGUGAGACAAUUCAGUUACCAGGUACCGGGUGGACCGCACAAGAAAGAACUCUUGGAAAAUCUGGAUCGAGUGCCGACGUACGUUCAGCAGCUGCAAUUCACCGUCAAGAACCCUACCGUCGGCAAGGCCGCGACUUUUACGAAGGUCGACAAUGUCAUACAAGAAACGAAAAAUCUCAUGAAUGUGAUCUCGAAGGUGGUCACAACGUGUUUCGUCUGCGCCACAAAGGUGAGCCGUGAGAAUGUUCGACGUACCCGAUCGAUCUAUCUCCUAAAUGAAUCAAUAUGUGCUUUUGCGCCACUUUUUAUGACUGAGGUUGCCUGUAUUGGAUGAGCUCGUAUACGAUUCGAGUAGAUUUUUAUUCGUGAUAUCUUACUAUCUUUAAAACAACAAAAAGCAACCAAUUCUAUAUCUACAGGUAGCUUUAGCCGUCCGGGGCGAUUUAUAUAUAAAAUGAUAACAGAGAUAUAAUUCUGUAAAGUGACGUUGUGUAAAAAUUACAUACGAGAUAACACAGAUUAAGAAAUUGCCUUUGGAAUGUAUCAAACCUGUGCGAGUGUUUGUUGUAUCGGGACGCCGGUGGCCAUCGGCACGAAAUAAUAUUUCCACCGAGUCAAUGUAAUACGUUUUCAUGUCGAGCGCGUUUCAAGUAUUCGCACAGGUGUUCAGAGUCGAAGCCGCAGAGACACGCAUUCAGGCUAAAGAGAAAUCUAGCGUCUAUCUCCAUGCAUUCUAUAUUCACCACCCUAGCACAAU